Messenger RNA from Musa acuminata AAA Group (dessert banana), 1991 nucleotides. RefSeq names its product sigma factor binding protein 1, chloroplastic-like. The record is from RefSeq and is a predicted model, not a curated record. The transcript has a single exon. Bases 163 to 588 code for a protein of 141 amino acids. Lineage: Eukaryota; Viridiplantae; Streptophyta; Magnoliopsida; Zingiberales; Musaceae.
UUUCCUUAAUCACAUGCUCCCCUUUAUCUUUCUUCCUUGCUUUUCAUCCGAUAAGCCCGAGUCACUUAUGUAGGGUAAAUCCUCGCAGCAUCACCACUUGCCGCUUCCUCCUGUCAAGCCUUGAUUUGUGGAGCAGCAGUUCACUCACUCCGCAGGAAGGAGAUGGAGAGACUGGGCGUCCACAGGAAGAAGAGCCCCAAGCAAUCCAAGGCCAAGAAGACGCCCAUCAAAGUGGUGUACAUCUCCAACCCCAUGAAGGUGAAGGCGAGCGUCGCUGAGUUCCGCUCCGUUGUCCAGGAACUCACCGGCCAGGACUCCGACAUCGCCGGCUUCUCCAAGUAUCGCUCGGUGGACACCGAUUCCGGCGAUCCCCCUCCCUCUAACUCCCCCGGCUUGGCCGUCGAGUCAACCCGGGCAAACCCUAGCGACACGGAUCUGCUCUACGAUGCGUGUCGAAGGAUCACGAGCCCGGUGAGGGAGUUGGAUGAGUACCUCGACGUCUCAGAAAUGCGCGAUGGUUUUGCAGAGUUCUCGCCGUCGCCGCUGUACUACGAGCCCCAAAGCCAUGGCGUUCGUGAUUGCGUCUGAUGAAGCGCAAAGGAUGCACAGGCGAUCUCGCUAGUAAGUUUGGUUGUGCAACUCUUUCGAUCUAUCUCAUGCUGUCGCUCAAAUUUGCAGUCUUAGUACCAAAGGUGUGCAUAGCUGUGUAUUGUCUUAAGUAGGUGAUUUUGUUCACUCUUGAAGUGGAAAAUGGUGUGAAGAUUAAGUGUGUUAGCAAGUUAAAUGAUUAUAAAGCUGGUAAUUAUAAUGCUAUUGGAGAAUGGUCUUCGUGAAUAAUACAACCAAACUCAUCGGUAGAUCCAAGUAUGGUUUAGGAAGCGAAAGUGUUACGGAGGGAAGAAUCAUCUCGCCAGGAAGGUUCAUUGAUGAACUAUGGAGUCCAACUGGUAUACGACACUAGAAAUGGGAGGAGGUUAACAGAUCUUGAUCUUGACGUAAUACUAUGGAAACCUCAUGUUGGAUCUCGCAGACAACAAUGUAGUACGUAGUGGUGAAGUCUAAUUACCAGGUGAGGAUUAUAGGCACCAAAGUGUGUUCCUUUACGAUCUAAGUUGGAAGUGGAAUAAAGUUGCCUUGAAGCCUUCGUUCGAUGGAUGAAGACAUCACAGGCAUACGGCACUGAUGACAUCUCGAACCCCAAAGCUUGUGCAGGUCUAAUUUUGUCAGCCUACUAAAGCUGUCCAAAUAAUAUUGCUAGUUUCUCUGGGUUCCUUGUGUUGAAGUGGAUGAUGGUCUUUACUAGUGUUAGUGCCUUACAAUAACAACACUCUUCAUGUCUCAGUAUCAUGCAUGGCAGAUGGAUCACUCACGUUGCUAGUUGCUUACUGUAAGACUUUACAGGUUAUACUUACUUUUGUGUUUUGGAUGGUUUAUCAUAGUUACUUAACUGCGUAAGCUAAUUUUUUUUGUGUGAAUCUGUCCAUCAAUGAUGCGGCUCUUUGGAUUUGCAUACGUUUAUGUGAGAAUUUAAAGUGGCUUAAGCUCCAGUGUGGAAGGGAAACUGGAUCCUGUUUGUUGUUCUCUCUCCACUCAUGACAAAUAUUUGGGUUACAUGCAUGAUGCCUGUUGUUUUUCUGAGGCAGUGAGAUGUAAUGCUAAAGAGCAUUGUGAUAUUGAGAGGAUAAGUAUCUGCAAGUUACGCUUUCAGUUACCUAAUGGUCCUCAAAUGCAAGAUCAUCAACAUGAAAUGCUCAGAGACUUUGAAUGCAUGCAAUAUGGAAUGUCAACUGUGGAAGAACACGAAGGCUCUUCGAUAAUUGGUUGCUGGUUGACUUUGGCAAGUAGUCUAUUGUUGUCAACUUAAGACUAAACCAUUUAUAGAGCGAAGGGGGUAGAUUUUGCUUGCUUUUCUGACGCACUAACUUCUAUGCAAGUGGAACUGGUUGAAUGACAGAGAACAACAAUUAAUGUGAUUAAUAGUUAGAUCUGAC